CAAGCUGGUUUUAUGUCCGUGUGCAUACACAUAUCCGCUUGGCCACGAGCUUCGGCUGCACUUGGGAACUUAAAUAGUUAAACUUAAAAUUACUGCCUAAUUUAGCGAAGUGAUAAUGUAAAUCAGAGCAUUUAAAAGAAAACGUAGUGAUUAGCCAAGUAGAGUUUAGCAUUCGCGCGAUAUUUGUUUCCCAAGCGCGACUUGGAAUUGCGUAUGCGUGUGUGCCAGCCCCUGCGCGUGUGUGUGUGUGCUUUGGAAUGUGGCCCUGCACGAAAUUCAAACCGAAAUAGUGACCAUCCUUGAGAUUCGCACACUUGCGCGAUGGACGAGCACACACUGAACGACCUGUUGGAGUGCUCCGUGUGCCUGGAGCGACUGGACACCACGUCGAAGGUGCUGCCCUGCCAGCACACCUUCUGCCGCAAAUGCCUGCAGGACAUUGUGGCCAGCCAGCACAAGCUGCGCUGCCCGGAGUGCCGCAUCCUGGUCUCUUGCAAGAUCGACGAGCUGCCUCCAAACGUCUUGCUGAUGCGAAUCUUGGAAGGCAUGAAACAGAAUGCAGCAGCUGGAAAAGCCGAGGAGACGGCUGAAUCGCAGGCGGAAAGGCCCAAAACUCAACCUCCAGCGGAACCAGUAGCCCCGCCUGGCAACCAACUCCUCCACCAGCAGCAGCAGCAGACUCAACAGCCAUCUCAACAGCCGGCUCGCCACAAGCAGCGCCGGUUUCUGCUCCCCCAUGCCUAUGCCCUCUUCGACUUCGCCUCCAGCGAAGCCAGCGAUCUGAAGUUCAAGAAGGGGGAUCUGAUACUGCUCAAGCAUCGCAUCGACAACAACUGGUUUGUGGGCCAGGCCAACGGGCAGGAGGGCACCUUUCCCAUCAACUAUGUGAAGGUAUCGGUGCCGCUGCCCAUGCCGCAGUGCAUCGCCAUGUAUGACUUCAAGAUGGGCCCGAAUGACGAGGAGGGCUGCCUGGAGUUCAAGAAGAGCACGGUGAUCCAUGUGAUGCGCCGUGUGGAUCAUAACUGGGCCGAGGGACGCAUUGGCCAGUCCAUUGGCAUCUUUCCCAUAGCCUUUGUUGAGCUGAACGCAGCGGCCAAGAAGCUGCUGGACAGCGGGGUCAUCAAUCAUCCAUCGUGCCAUCCGCCGCAGCAGCAGGGCCACCGAGCGCUCCCUCCGGUUCCGGUUAUUGAUCCCACCGUGGUCACCGAAUCCAGUUCGGGAUCCUCCAACUCCACGCCGGCCAGCAGUAACUCCAGCUCAACAUCCAGCUCGAACAACUGCAGUCCGAAUCACCAGUCCUCGCUGCCGAAUACCCCGCAGCAUGUGGUGGCCUCUGGUUCGGCAUCGGUGCGUUUCCGCGACAAGGGAGCCAAGGAGAAGAGGCACUCACUGAAUGCUCUCCUAGGAGGUGGAGCUCCUUUGAGUCUGCUGCAGACCAACCGCCAUUCGGCCGAGAUUCUCAGCCUGCCGCACGAGCUGAGCCGCCUGGAGAUGGCCAACUCAGCGGCUCCCAAACCUGCUACGCCAUCCUCGCGCGUGCUCAAGACGAGUGUCCAGCAACAGGUGCCGCCCAAUUUGCCCUGGGGUUACUUGGCCCUGUUCCCGUAUAAACCACGCCAAACGGAUGAGCUGGAGCUGAAGAAGGGCUGUGUUUACAUAGUGACCGAACGCUGUGUGGACGGUUGGUUCAAGGGCAAGAACUGGUUAGACAUUACGGGUGUCUUUCCGGGCAAUUACCUGACGCCCCUGCGCACUCGCGACCAGCAGCAGUUGAUGCACCAGUGGAAAUACGUGCCCCAAAGCUCGGAUGCCCAGCAGGCACACGCACAGCAGCCACCAGUUGCGCCAGAUGUGCGGCUCAACAACAUGCUGCCCAUGCAGCCACCGGAUUUGCCACCCCGCCAGCAGCAAACCACCAGUUGCUCCGUUUGGUCGAAGCCAGUGGAGGCGCUUUUCAGUAGGAAAUCAGAGCCUAAGCCUGAGACUACUAGCAGCAGUUCCUCCUCCUCGGGGGCAGUGGGCCUUAUGAGGCGAUUAACUCAUAUGAAAACACGCUCCAAAUCCCCGGGAGCAUCGCUGCAGCAGGCAGCCAAGGAAGGAACGAGUGGGAAUGUGGAAACUGCAACUAAACCAGCAGCUAAAUUGCAACCAGUGCAUGUGAGAUCCGGUUCGUGCCCCAGUCAACUGCAGCACAGUCAGCCGCUGAAUGAAACUCCCACAACAAAAGCAACACCACAACAGCAGCAGUUUCUGCCGAAGCAACUGCCUGCUGCCACCAACAGCAGCGUUUCCUACGGAUCACAGCGCAUCAAAGGAAACAAGGAUCGUCCGCACUUGAUUUGUGCCAGACAAUCCUUGGAUGCAGCCACCUUUCGCAGCAUGUACAGCAAUGCAGCAUCGCCUCCACCGCCUGCUUCCUCUGUCUCUCCAGCUAUCUAUGCAGGUGGACAGCAGCAGGCGUUGCCUGGAGGAGGAGCACAAUCCCAGUUGCAUGCCAACAUGAUCAUUGCACCCAGCCACCGAAAGUCGCAUAGUUUGGAUGCAGGACAUGUGCUGAGUGCGCCGAUCACCGAGGCGGCCAUCAAGGCCAGUGCCACCACGAAGUCGGCUUACUGCACGAGGGAAAGUCGCUUCCGUUGCAUUGUGCCGUAUCCACCGAACAGCGACAUCGAACUGGAGCUGCAUUUGGGCGACAUCAUCUAUGUGCAGCGCAAGCAGAAGAACGGCUGGUACAAGGGCACCCAUGCCCGAACCCACAAGACAGGACUGUUUCCCGCCUCCUUUGUCGAGCCCGAUUGCUAGGACAAACUAGAAUUUAUCAAGCGAAAUUC
Drosophila takahashii is the source of this 2831-nucleotide messenger RNA. RefSeq names its product Plenty of SH3s (gene POSH). NCBI's taxonomy places the organism in Eukaryota, Metazoa, Arthropoda, Insecta, Diptera, Drosophilidae. Gene Ontology annotation, molecular function: protein binding. Gene Ontology annotation, cellular component: cytoplasm. The record is from RefSeq and is a predicted model, not a curated record.